Messenger RNA from Danio rerio (zebrafish), 5244 nucleotides. Lineage: Eukaryota; Metazoa; Chordata; Actinopteri; Cypriniformes; Danionidae. The record is from RefSeq and is a predicted model, not a curated record.
GCUACUCGGUCCCUACACUCAUUUCCGAUUGGCCAAAGUCUUUGUUGUUUCCGCUGCAUGUCAGCUUCACUGUGGCGUUUUGUGAGGACCUCCGUUGCUCUGAAAACACAAAGCCUCUGGAUACUGAGUGGUUGACCAUGGCGUCUGACUCGCCACGCAGACCGAGCCGCUGUGCUGGUGGGGUUGUGGUUCGAGCACAGGCUGCAACUGAGCAGUCGUACAUGGAGAGUGUAGUUACUUUCCUGCAGGAUGUAGUACCUCAGGCAUACACUGGGGCACCUCCAAAUGAUGAAAAAGAGAAAAUAGUUUGGGUCCGUUUUGAAAAAACAGACAUUAAUGAUGUGGCCCGCUUACCAGAGUUCCAAGAGAUGCACAGCAGUGGCAAUGACCCGCCUCUCUGCUUGAUGAUUGGCUAUGCUGAUGGAAUGCAGAUUUGGAGCAUAUCACUGAAUGGGGAGGCACAGGAGCUCUUCUCUGUGCGGCAUGGGCCUGUGCGAACUGCUAGAAUCCUACCUGCUCCACAUAUCAGUUCCCUCAACACUGACAGCUUCGCUGAGAAACGGCCCCUCCUCGGCGUGUGCAAGAGCACGGGUUCUUCAGGGACGAGUCCUCCUUAUUGCUGUGUGGACCUUUAUUCGUUAAGGACCGGAGAAAUGGUGAAGUCCAUACAGUUCAAAACACCCAUCUAUGAUCUACACUGCAACAAAAGGAUCCUCGUGGUUAGUCUUCAAGAAAAGAUCGCCGCCUUUGACAGCUGCACCUUUAUGAAAAAGUUCUUUGUCACAAGCUGCUACCCCUGUCCUGGGCCCAACUUCAACCCUAUAGCACUGGGAAGCCGGUGGUUGGCCUAUGCUGAGAACAAGCUGAUCCGGUGUCAUCAGUCCCGUGGUGGGGCAUGUGGAGAUAAUGCCCAGUCCUACACUGCCACAGUCAUCAGUGCUGCCAAAACAUUAAAAACGGGACUGACCAUGGUGGGCAAGGUUGUGACCCAGCUUGCUGGUACCCUACCAUCAGGGGUGCCUGAUGAAGAAGGCACAGCUCACAGUGGUACCCGCCGCAGUCCUCACCAGCCUGGUGUGGUCACCAUAAUAGACACCCACACUGUGGGAGAAGGACAGGUUCUUGUUAGUGAGGAUUCUGAUGGCGAAGGACUGAUUGCACAUUUUCCGGCACACGAUAAGCCUAUAUCCUGCAUGGCGUUUAAUCCGAGUGGUAUGUUACUGGUGACCGCUGACACCCUUGGCCAUGAUUUCCACGUUUUCCAAAUCUUGACUCACCCAUGGGCAUCAUCCCAGAGUGCAGUUCAUCAUCUAUACACACUCCACAGAGGAGAGACUGAGGCUAAGGUGCAGGACAUCUGCUUCAGCCAUGACUGCCGCUGGGUGGUGAUCAGUACUCUCCGUGGCACGUCUCAUGUCUUUCCCAUCAACCCCUACGGUGGUGCGCCAUGUGCUCGCACCCACAUGUCUCCUCGUGUGGUCAAUCGCAUGAGCCGUUUUCAGAAGAGUGCUGGACUGGAGGAGAUUGAGCAAGAGCUGAGCAGCAAACAGGGUGGCCGAUGUAGCCCCAUUCCCGGCCUCUCCAGUAGCCCAUCUGGAUCACCGCUACAUGCCAAACUUACCAGCCAAGAAUCUUUCAACAACUUCACCAAUAACAACAUGGGUAACCCACGUCUGUCUUCGUUACCCAGUUUGACGGUUGUGCUACCACUGGCUCAGAUCAAACAACCCAUGACCUUGGGCACCAUCACCAAGCGCACAGGACCCUACCUCUUUGGGGCCGGAUGUUUUUCCAUUAAAACUCCAUGCAAAGCCAAGCCGCCUCCCCAGAUCUCCCCCAGUAAGUCCAGCGGUGGAGAGUUUUGUGUGGCUGCAGUAUUUGCCUCAUCCCGCUCCUGGUUCAUCACCAACCCCAACAUCAAAAGAGAGAAAGAUCAGUCUCGCCAGGCGGUUGUCGAAUCGCUGUACAUCCUGAGUUGUUACGGCAACCUGGUGGAGCACGUUUUGGAGCCUCGACCAAUCAGCACGGCCCAGAAGAUAAGUGACGACACGCCUUUGGAGCUGAACACCUGUCCGAGAGCCUGUUGGAAUCUAGCCAGGACACCGCAGUGGAAUGAGCUACAACCACCUUUCAACAGCAACCACCCCUUGGUGCUGGCCUCGGACUUUGUGCAGUACUAUCAAUACCUCCUGGCUGGAUUGGUUCCUCCUGGCAGUCCUGGCCCCAUCACCCGCCAUGAGUCUUAUGACAGUCUGGCCUCUGAUCACAGUGGUCAGGAGGAUGAAGAAUGGCUCUCACAGGUGGAGAUUGUGACCCACACCGGCCCCCACAGGAGACUGUGGAUGGGCCCUCAGUUUCAGUUCAAGACCAUCCAUCCCUCAGGUCAGACCACCGUCAUCUCCUCAAGCUCCUCUGUACUACAGUCGCAGGGGCCCAGCGACACCCAGCAGCCUCUUCUUGAUUUCGACACAGACGACCUGGACCUGCACAGCCUCAGAAUUCAGCCAGUUCGUUCAGAGCCUGUUAGCAUGCCUGGUUCCUCCCGCCUGGUGGCUGAUCGCAGAGGCCAAUCUACAGUAAUAGAUACCGGCUCAGGCAUGUUUGACCGCAGCGUCACCCUGCUGGAGGUGUGUGGCAGCUGGCCUGAGAGUUUCGGACUGCGUCACAUGCCCUCUGUGGAAGCCACUGAAGAGGGCCUGAAGGAGAGGCUGGCGGACGCCAUGUCAGAGUCGCCCAGCAGAGACAUUGUGGGAUCUGGAACAGCAGAGCUCCAGCGUGAGGGAAGCAUUGAGACUCUCAGCAACAGCUCGGGCUCCACCAGCGGCAGUAUUCCUAGAAACUUUGAGGGCUACCGAUCACCUCUGCCCACCAACGAAAGCCAGCCCCUCAGCCUGUACCCCACAGCAUUCCCCUGAGCCAACCCAAGCCUGCAGACCAUCUCCACGAUUUCCCACCAUCCGGUAUAUUGCUUUAAUGAGCCCGGGCAUGCAGGAAGAGCAGCUCAACCUGAAUAUCCUUUAUCAGUCGUUGAAGUAUCCUCCACCUGAGUGUGUGUAUGUGUGUGUGUUAAGCUUGACAGGACGUGUGCGAGAGAAAUUCACACUUUUCUCAAAGAUGUGUCAUAUUAUCAAUAAUAUCAAUGGAACUUCCAGUGCGAGUGUGUGAUGGAGAGAGAGAAAGAGAGUGUGUUCUUUAGAUAUGAGUCUUGAUUACCUCUGUUAUUGAGUUCUAAGCGUGAUGCUGAUUAUUAUUAUAAUUCUGAAAAUAGUGUUUGAUUAUGUUUUAGUAGACGUACCGUAGUUUGAAUUGACUUUUAUAAGUAGUCAAAAUUGAUUGUUUACCAUUUAGUCUUGCAUUACACUGUAGUGUUGAUAAUUCUGCACAUUAUUUUCUGUAUAUUUGUUUAGGUUUUUUUUAAAUAAGUGUUUUAAACAUCAUCUGUUUCGUCAACCCAGUCACACGGGAAAAUUUGACUACAGCUAUGGUGGAAAAAUCAAGAGAGUACUUGAAAAUUCUUAAUUCUUGAAUUGACAGUUUAGUUAUGCUUUAGAGUAAAAUCGAAGUGUCAUUAUUAUAUUAUUAUUAUUAUUAUUAUGUAAGAUAACAAAAUUGAGUAAUGUUAAAUGUCUAAUGUAACUUUUUCGAAUGCAAAUGUUGCCAUUUAGACAAUUUUUGCAUGUAAUAACAGAAAAAAUUGCCUGUUUUUUUUUUUAAGACUUAUUUGCAUUCAUAUUCAGUCAACACAAUAGCAAGAUUUGACCAGUUCAAGAGAUCUUUCACUCAAAAAUGAAAAGUCUGUCCUCCUCAACUUGUCCGGAACAUGUUUCUUUCUUCUGUUGAACAGCAACGGAAGAAUGUUGGAAAGCAGCAACCAUUAACCCUUUUAUUUCCUUCUACUUUUUGUGACACAGGUUGUACUUUUUUUGUAGCAGUUGUCAGUGGCUGCUGCUUUCCAACAUUCUUCAGAAUAUCUUGUCAGCAGAAAAAAAGACGUUUAGAAACACUUGAGUGAGAGCUAAUAGCGAGCAAAUCUCCAUUUUUGGGCGAACCAUCCCAUUAAAAAAAAGUAAAGUUUGGUGGAAUACCCCUGAUUUUCAUUUGUUAUUCUGAUCAUUCUGGUCAUUUAUGUUUGAAAUGAGUUAUCAGACCUUUAUAUAAUAAAACAAAUAUAAACAUUUUACUCAAACUGACUUUUCAAGUAAUUUUUUUGUACUUUUUCCAUAGCUAUGUCUUACAUUUUAACAUAUUAGUGGCUAAUUUAUAUGAAAAUGUAUGUCUUUUUUAAACACAGACCUAAAACACAAUACAUAUUCAUACAAAUGAAUCACUAAUUCACCAAAUCAUAAAUAGUAUCUUGGUUUCUAAAAAAAAAAUGAUUUGAUGAAUUCCCUGGAUUCCACUUUUUUUUUUAUAUAUAUAUUACAGAAAAAUAUGUGUUUUCUUUCAGAAGGGAUUUUUGUUUAUUCAUUUUCUCUGUUUGAUUUACUUUAUUGGAUGUGUGUGAGGCUCAUCCUCAUGAUAAUUCAAUGGAGAAUUGCAUUAUUUAGACGAUUUAUACCAACAGUCUCAAAGUUAAUUCCCGGAGGGCUGCCACUUUGCAUAGUUCAACUCCAACCACCUUCAACUCACUCCUGCUUAAUAGCCUGUAGUAGUCUGAACACCUUGAUCAGUUAGAUCAGCCGUGUUUGAUCAGGGUUAAAGCAAAACUGUGCAGAGCUGCGGCCCUCCAGGAGUCCAGUUUGAGGCCUAUGAUUUACACACUACUCCAAAUUGUGGAAAAUCACCAUAAUCAUCAUUAUAUCAUUUUAUAUUGGCUAAUUGAACUCUUUUGUAUAGCGCUGAACAACUUGCUUGACCGGAUGUAACAUUUUCUAGCAUAAAUAGUAGUUGAUCUGAUAUAAGAAGCAUGAAUCGGGCUGCUCAUCAUCAGCUUGUUUGAAUGCUGACAGAUCAGAGCAUGACCGAAGUCUGUGUCGCAGAAAAGAAAAAGCAAACUUAACGGGGAUGUUCAGCAUUAAAGUUGGCACAUGCUUGUAUGAAUAUGACGGGGUUUUGUAAUAAUACUUUCACAAUGUGAUCUUCAAAUAGGAAUUUAUGCAAGUGAGUUUAACGAGUCAUUUGUGUGUUGCUUAAUAGAUGCAUUCUGACUUUGUCAUUCUUUUCUCUUGUUAUUAACUUACCUUGCUCUCUCCUGAAUAUAUUUCUUAUACUAAAAAUAAAUGCAUUUAAAUGAUGAGAUACAAA